AUGAAUGUCUCAGCGACUACAGAAGUCUCGCAAAAUAGUGCUUCCAGAAUGAAUUCUGUCACUUCAGCAUCGGAUGCGACAACUGACAGAGCUGCGUUUGUUAAUUCCACAAGUUUGGUUCUUCGUAAUGAAACAAUGUCAUUCACUAUGACCACCUCUCCAUUCCCGUUGACGGAAUCAACGGAACAUCUAACUCACUCUGUAAAUGGUCCCACGGGUAUGACAACAUACUUCUCUCCAUGUGCAUCAUAUCCGAACGACAUGAAUUGCACCACUGCAUUACCCGUAAAUGGCUCUAAGGACUUCACCGCGCUGAUAGGAGCAGCGGCGGGCUUUUCAAUUGUUGUCAUUAUUCUUGCUGGGGUAUUAUUGUUCCGUCGCAGAUAUAGGCGGCAACAAAAUACACGGCAACCCAAUCAAUCUAAACGCACUUUGACAAUGGAAACUGGCGACUUGGACACAAAUGGGACACCAGGCUUAGGUCAGCUUAACCCGACGUACGAUUCUAGCCGAUCGGAUGAAAAUAGUAUUGAAUUAGAAGAUGACAUCCGUAGCAUUACGAUUGAUUUUGAAGCUGAUCCUCCCAUUUCAAUAGACAGUCAGGGAUGUCGAUUGGAAAUCCAAGAUGAAGCCUAUGGAUGUAAUGAUCCACACGCUCGUGAAGUCAUUGAUUCUGAAAGCAGUGAGGCAUCGCAUGACGAGAAAAGAAACAAUAAUAGAGUCUCAUACGUUGAUGUAAUAGUUACACAUGAUCAAGAUAAGACAUGUGAAAUUGGCAAUGCUGAAGACUCUAUAUGCACAGAUGAUACACACGAAGAGAUUAAUCACAUUGAGCCCAUUGUGAAUCACACUGAAAAUGGUGUGGAGGAUCAGGCAAAGCCGAAUGAAGCGGAGCCAAAUCUUGGGGCUGGCAGGUCUAAAUCUGUUGAGAUGCAGCCUAAUACUCACCCUCAAUAUGUGCAGAACAGAGAUUCUAGACCUUUGAGCAUGACGGGGGGCACGAUCCAUAAGCAAGGGAAUUUUUUGAAAAUAUCAACAAUGAGUAGUAGAGAUUCUGGUUAUAAUAGUUUGCCAUCGCUUCAUUCAAAAGACUCUGAAUUACCGGAUACACCUCUAUCUGAUAGGGAACAAAGUUCCGUGGACGGAAGUUUCCCGGAACCGGAUACGGUUGAAAAUCUUCGAAAGCAAUUUAAAGAAAAGGCACAAGAAGACUCUUCCCAGACCUGGGGUACACCUACAUUCGCUAUUAAGAGGAUUGGUGCGAACGGAGAUACGUUAACAUUACCAGAUGGAACUGCAACACUUCAGGUACCAAAAGGUGCACUGAAAGCUGCAAAGGACAUUCACAUCUACAGAAAACCGUUUCAAACAUCAACUGGGAUUCCAGUUAUAGACUGUGGUCCAGAUGGCAUCUUAUUUGAUAAGCCUGUGACACUCAUUGUUGAGUGCGAUCACCUGACACUAGACCCGAAGAAAUUAGCAGUCUUUGCCAAGAAUGAUGGAGAGGACGCAUGGGCUAAUUUAUCUGAUAGGGAAGGAUCAAAAUGUGAAUAUGAUAAAGAAAACGGGAAGAUCACAUUCACACUUAAACAUUUUACAAAGAUAACUGCUGCAGAGAACUCGGCCGAUAUCAGUGACGAUGACAAUACGUCACUAAAUGAUCUAAAUGCACCGGGAGCAAAUGCUAGUCCACCUCCUGAAGGGGCCACUUGCCAAACACCUUAAGGUCCGUCGAUUUCAGAAACUAAUGUCGAAAAUGAAAUUCCAUACCAUGUGAAGAUAUUUGUCAAUUGUAAUGGCAAGGGUGGUGAGUUCAGAAUCCAC
Owenia fusiformis is the source of this 1824-nucleotide messenger RNA. The record is from the annotation of a GenBank genome assembly. Lineage: Eukaryota; Metazoa; Annelida; Polychaeta; Sabellida; Oweniidae.